AUCAGGUCGUGCAAUAGACACGAAGAGCGUAAGAACUUCCAGUUUUAUUCUAGUGCCACCAGCAGUGUAAUUCGAGUGCUCUCAAUCAAUCAAUGCGUAAAACCGGACUGGAAGUUAGAAGUGCGUUUCCGAGCACGACCGAUUGAGGGAUCAUGUCCAUGGCGAUGGGCUCCUGGAUGCGAGUACAACUCGUAUGUGUUGGAUGCUUCGUCGAAGAAGAGCUCCGAUAACAUAAGUCAUGUGGGUUCAAACAGAUUACUAGUUGUUUUAAUGCUAUGGAGAUGCCGUCAUUUCAACUAUCUGAGGUUUUAUCUUUUCAGGUUUACUGAUUGGAUUAGAAUUAUAUUUUUCCUGGAGACAUGGAGAGCACAGGGCGCGAGUCAUGUAUUUUUGUACUAUCAUUCAUCUACCAACAAUGUUCGCAAGGUGUUAGACAACUACGAAAAACAGCGCUUCGUUACCAUUAUUCCGUGGCCAUCUUUGCCGAAGAAUUCCAUUGUCGAUCCGAACAAAUCGGUGUACCGUCUGGCACACUCACUUGCUCACAAUGAUUGCAUACUACGAAUUGGUAGCGAAUUCGGUGCCUUGGUUGACAUCGACGAGCUCAUCAUUCCAAGGCAUGUGAAGAAAACAUUUUGA
Messenger RNA from Angiostrongylus costaricensis, 639 nucleotides. The record is from the annotation of a GenBank genome assembly. Lineage: Eukaryota; Metazoa; Nematoda; Chromadorea; Rhabditida; Metastrongylidae.